This is a messenger RNA of Bacillus rossius redtenbacheri, 2789 nucleotides long. Its product is annotated as reticulocyte-binding protein homolog 2a-like. NCBI's taxonomy places the organism in Eukaryota, Metazoa, Arthropoda, Insecta, Phasmatodea, Bacillidae. The record is from RefSeq and is a predicted model, not a curated record. Gene Ontology annotation, biological process: positive regulation of Rho protein signal transduction; positive regulation of transcription by RNA polymerase II. Gene Ontology annotation, molecular function: actin binding. The transcript has 5 exons. Gene Ontology annotation, cellular component: sarcomere. Bases 110 to 1354 code for a protein of 414 amino acids.
GCGGGAAGAGCGCGUGAAGACGACUUUUCUCUCUCCGCACGAGGCAACGCAAGAGCGCGCCCCGUGUCUCCGGGAAGGUCGACUCUGCUCCUCAGUCCUCAGUCCACACAUGAGCUCGGGCACCGCGGCGUCCGGGAUGCUGGAGGUGUCGCUGGCGCCCCGGCGCAGCCUGUCGCCGAUGGACGCGGCGCCCGACAGAGCGCGCCACUCGCGGCGCAGCCUGACGCCCUCGGGGGCCCCGCGCAGCCGCAGCGCCUCGCCCUACGGCGACCUGUCCAGCAAGGUGGCGCUGUUCAACAAGCACGCCAGCGCGCACCUGGAGGCGCAGGCCGUCAACCCCUUCUCGGGCGACGGCAGGACGUCCCCGCGGCCCCGGCUCGACCGCUCCGACGCCAGCUACGGCAGGCCGGUGGGCAAGACGGCGCUGCGCGGCCUCAAGGCGCAGUCGCAGGUCAGCAAGGAGAUCCUGGAGCUGUGCGAGGUCAUCGCCGAGAACGGCGAGUCCCUGUCCGACGGCCCGGGCGACGACGACCCCAGGACGGCCAUCAGCUUCGGCAACCUCUUCCACAUAUAUACCUAUAUCUCUAACAAGGUAGUCGGCAUUCUUCUUCGAGCGAGGAAACAGAAGCUGCUCGACUUUGAAGGAGAAACUUUAUUUCAGAAAAAGGACGAUCACGUGCCGAUAGUCAUGCUGAAGUCGAUCAAGGACAUCAGGGAGCACUUCCGCGCGGCCGAGCAGCAAGAGAAGGAGCUCCGCAAGCAGCAGGAGCGGGAACUGUACCUGCAGGAGCACCCGGAGGUCCUCAUCGAGGAGGAGAUGAGGAGGGCUUACGAGCAGGAGCUCCUGGAGGAGGAACGCGCGGAGAAAGAGGCGGUCGACCGGUCCAAGGAGGUUGUCGACCAGUCCAAGGAGGUUGUCGACCAGUCCAAGGAGGUUGUCGACCAGUCCAAGGAGGUUGUCGACCAGUCCAAAGAGGUUGUCGACCAGUCCAAGGAGGUUAUCGACCAGUCCAAAGAGGUCGUCGACCAGCCCAAAGAGGUUGAGAACCAGCCAAAGCCCCCAGUCGAGUUCCAGCUCGUGGUUCAGGUCGUCGCCGAAGACGACAGCCCCGUCGGCGCUGGAGAACCGGACAGCAGCGAAAUCAGCGCAGCGCAGGAAGGCAAAGCAGAGGAACCAAGCAGCUGCACAGGAGUCGUCGGGCAAUCGCAGGAAAAGGAACGGCUUGAAGCCGCCGAAAAUAAAUCAAGCUGUCAGCCCGUAAAAACGUCCGAGGUAGCUCGCCAGGAAGAAGACGUGAAACAAACAGCGCUCGCAAAUACAGAGCAACAGAAAGCUCCGGAAAAGAUUUGCUAAUGCAGUGCUAGGGUAAAUAGGUGUUGCAGACAAGGUAUUUCGACAGAAUAUGCGACGGAAAAAGACAGUAAAUGACUACAGUAUUUAUUUAGGCUACAUUAAUUUUUUUAGAUAGGAUUUUUCAAUUAAGAAAGAUUUAGUUAACGGGCUGCUACUGACUGGUGAAGUGUAACUAUGUCACUGUAAAUAACAGUGAAGUCGAGUUAUUUUUUUGGUAGUAUAAACUUAUGUAAUUAUUAAUCUUCAGCAGUUUGCUGACAGUGAGUUUUAUAUUUAUUUGUUCGCCUCAUAAGUUACCCUUAAAAUAUCUUGUUUAAGGCCUGCGUUAAUUGCUCAAAAUAUGUUUUUCCCACUCUGAGAUUCCUCAAUAUUCUUUUGAAUAUUUACUUUAGAUUCCAGUUUGAGUAGUUAGUAGAGCACACAAUUGAAGUUAAUGUAAUGUGAAAAUAAGUUUAUUUGAAGUGGUAGAGGCAGAGGUCACAUAAGUAGCAAACUCUGAUGUCAUGGAGAAUAUAUGUAACUUACAAAAUAAUAUAAUUAUGAACUGUGGUCAAAGACAUCUAAUAUUACGUAAGCCAUAUUUUCCAAAUGUUAUUAUUAUACAAAGAUUACUUUGCUGGUAAGAAGUAUUAUAAAUUAGUUCUGUCUAUGAAGAGGGUGAAAAGAUAUGUUUUGUUAUACAUUAUUGUGAUCGCACCAGUUAUUUAAUAAAUAACAAGAAAAACUUAAUUUUCCUCAAGUAAAUUUUCUUUUCGGUACCCACCAAAGCCUCACCAAUGUUCGUUUCUCAAUUGUUUUUAUUUAUUGUUUACAGGCAUUAUAAAUGUGUACGCAGCUAUGUUUUAAAUGUCCAUUUAACUUGUGGAAGUUGUGGAUGUCCAAUAAUAAUUAUUUAUUUAUUCUGCAAGGAAAAAAGUAAAUGCAAAAAAAGUGGAUUCUAAGCACAACGUGAAAAUAAAUCCAUGUGUUCAGCCUUUGAAAAGCGCCGGUUCGCAAACGGAGAGAGCACUGAUCAAUGUUUAGUCUCCAUCUUCUUGGCUUUUACCACGCCGUCUACCUUUUUUGAAACGGGAACAGGAAACAGCAAAUAUCAGGGUGUGUUCUUCUAUGAUACUAAAGGACACGGAUUGGGACAAAAUAAAUAAAAUUUUACCAAUGCAUUCCAACCAUGGCCCACACCAUGGGCGUCGCAAGGAUAUAUAUUUUUUUUUUUUGGGGGGGGGGGGGGGGGACUUCAAUUGGUUUAGUUGUUGAGGAAUAUCCAUCCCCUGGGGGGGAAAAAAAAGCGGAGGGGAAAAUUUGGGGUUUGAAGGUGCAAAAAGGUGGUUUUUAGGCAUUUUUCUUUCCUAAAUAUUCUAAUUAUAGUUGGUUGCAAUAUAUAAUUUCUUUUUUAUAAAAAAUAUUUUCAGAGAACAAAUUUGUAAAAAAAAAAAAA